AUGUUCGACAUUCGAGACCCCCUGCCCGACAACACGUUCCGUACGUCGACGAAACCGGUCUGCACUUUCACUCGCGCUCCAAGGUCUUCUUCCGACUCGCUUCCGCUUUGCGUCCACUCUACCACAACACCACCAAGACCGACGCAAUGGCUGAACGUGAUCAAGACGUUGUCGCACCUGUGGGUUCCCCCUGAUACUGGCCACCUGGAUCAGACUAUCGGUACGUCUCUUGGAAACGCACUCUGCGCCAGUGACUCUCGUGACGCAGCGCAAUACCACGCUCCUACUGACGCAACGGCAGACGACGACAACAGUGGCCAGAGCGACUCUAUCCUCGCCCUUGACACCCUCGAAACUACUACCACCUCUGGCACGAAUCAGGAUAGCACUGGUACCGCCAACACCAUGGGAGAAAGCGAUCGGGCUCUCCUUACCACUACACUCAGCGACCAGCCCACCAGCCGCAUCAUACCCAGUUCCUUCAUCGACGCUCUCAGCCUUAGCGACUCUCCUGCAAUGACUCAAGACAACACCUUCGAAGGAGAUGUCGACGACAACAUCUUCAGACUCUUCAAUGCCCCUGAACUCGACCACGAAGCUACCUCUGAGUCUCGCAACGAUCUUCCAGCUGACGCUCGCUUCCUGGGCGCACAGCUCGAAUCUGUCUACGAGACCACUUCUUCACCUGACAUGAAGCAAAUCAUUGCUUGCCUUGUCCACUUGGACGUCGCCUUGACCAAGCAAACUCGCCUCAACAGCCUUCAUGAGGCCCAUACCGCCAAAAACUUUCGGGAGCAGCGCCAUCUCAACAAAGACCGCAAAUUCCAUCUGCUGGAGACAAUGCAGAACGUCAAGAACAAGUUUGCUCGUUUUGACGCCGAGCGCAUGGAGACUGAGAGGCUCGUUAAGACUUGCGAGAUUCGCAUCAAUGGCUACGGUACCCAGCUNCGAAGACUUCAAAAGAGGGUCAAGAUGCUCGCUAGUGGCGGUGAAUGGAUGGAGGCCGAGCUCAACAAGCUGUCAGCUCGCUUUGAAGCCAUGCAGCAAGAGAACGCUAAGCUCAAGAGCAGGAACAAGCACAUGAAAGACAGAAUCAGGGGCUUGGAAGAAGAGGUUGAUGUCCUCAAGGAGAGAGAUGGCGUUUGGGAGAGACGCAUGACUGCUUUGGAGGUAUUCAUGAAGGAAACCAAGGGAAGUGACUGGUUUGAGGUCUCNGAUCCUAUCAGGUUCUCCGUUGGCAGCCACCGUGUCUUCUCGAUCUACCACUGA
Messenger RNA from Aureobasidium musti, 1269 nucleotides. NCBI's taxonomy places the organism in Eukaryota, Fungi, Ascomycota, Dothideomycetes, Dothideales, Saccotheciaceae. The record is from the annotation of a GenBank genome assembly.